GUUCAUGUUAGCAGUUAGCUGGAAGACGGUAGUGUGGUCGUGUCUCGGGUAAAUAUUCCAGUAGUGGACGGAGCAGUGAUGUCUUCGGUUCAGUAUUUGAGAGAGUUUAUCAGCGAGCGACUAACAGCUGCUGCUGAAGAGAUAUUCACAGUCUUUGAAAAAACCAUCGUCCAGUACGAAGAAGAGGUGGAUCGUCAGCGCAGACUGCUGGAGAGCGUUUUGAAACCUGAAAUAAAGCUGCACAGGAUCGAGCUCCCACAGCAGCAUGUCUUUAAGGAGGAGGAGGUUCUCACUGAGCAGCAGCUCUGUCCCCAGGAGAGGAACUCCAGUCUGGACCAAGAGGAACAAGAACCUCCACAGAUUAAAGAGGAACAGGAGGAAAUGUGCACCAGUCAGGAGGGAGAGCAGCUCGUACUGAAGCAGGAGACUGAAACCUGCAUGUUGACUCCUCAUGGUGAGGAAAGUGACCACAGAGAACCAGACGGUGAGCACCAGCUCCUCUCUCACAACUCUCCUGUAGCUGAGAGCCAAGAUCAGAACAGAAGAAAGCAUGUGGAUUCAGGAUCAACAGGAAAUGAAGAACUAAACCCACAAAAGAGUUUUCAUGAAAACAGGAGUCCCAGUAGCAAUGUGGACAGCUCUCCCAAAUCAGAGAUUAACUCUAUUACUCACACAGGUGAAAAGUCUCUGAAAUGUGACACUUGCGGAAAAACUUGUGUGUAUAAGUCUAAAUUGAAGAUUCAUCUGAGAACUCACACAGGUGAGAAGCCAUUUCAGUGCAAAAUAUGUCAGAAACUUUUUGUGACCAGUGGUGAUUUGAAAGUCCACAUGAGAUUUCACACUGGUGAGAAGCCGUAUUCUUGCCAAUCAUGUGGUAAAUGUUUUUCUACUAGUAGUCAUUUCAAGGUCCACAUGAGGAGUCACACUGGUGAGAAGCCAUAUUCGUGCAAAAUAUGUCAGAAAGGUUUUGUAAGGGGUUGUAAUUUGAAGGUUCAUAUGAGAAUUCACACUGGUGAGAAGCCAUAUUCUUGCCAAACAUGUGGGAAAAGGUUUGGACGUAGUGAUGAUUUGAGAGUCCACCUGAGAACUCAUAGUUGAGUAGCCACAUUCUUGCCAAAUGUAACCCUCUGGGAAAACCAGUUGUUACCAAAACACUUAUUUAUAGUAUUAUUUAUAUUUCCUCCUUACUGAGAAAUCCUUUUAUUUAAUUAACAAUUCGGUUUUAUUUCUCUGUAUUUAAUUUAUUAUUAAUAAGUCAUUUCCUUUUUGCUCAGGAAGUGUUCUACAGGUCAAAAAAAUUGACAACAAAUUAGCCUAUUGGUUCAAGGUGAGAUAACUGCAUGUUAUUGGUGUAAAACGGUCUAAGUCCCGCCUCCUCACUCAAGUUGGAUGGGUGCAGUCGAGUGUGGAGACAGACGGAGCCUGAUGAGAAGUGGAGAAGUUGAAAUUACGGAGCGAUAUUACUGCUACUGGUACUCGAUAUAAUACUGAACAAAGAGAAGUUAGAGUAUGUUUGAGCCCAUAAGAAGUUUAUUAACUACUGAGAGGACCUGGAGAGCAGCUUAGAGCACCGGAUAUCCUUUAUUUUCCCGGCUGGGUUUUCUGGAUACCCUUGAACUUUGAGUUGGAUUGGAAUCUCUUCCUGACGAGGGAGAUGGCGAGCCACCCGUGUUGAGCACCUGGAUUGAGGAGCGCUUCCAGCAUUCAUCUACCUUGCUGUCAGUGUGGUAGGACUGUGGGGAAGGACCUCAAAGGACAGUUGAAUCUAGCAGAACAUCCUAUUUUUGAGGAUCACUUUUAUUUUCUGGGUGCACCCAUUUCAAAAGACAUUUCUAAUUUUUCUAAACUGAAUGCCGGCAAAAUUGUAAUUAUUUUGUGUGUUAAUACAAUUGUUUUAAUUAAAACUUAAC
Limanda limanda (common dab) is the source of this 1910-nucleotide messenger RNA. RefSeq names its product zinc finger protein 239-like. Lineage: Eukaryota; Metazoa; Chordata; Actinopteri; Pleuronectiformes; Pleuronectidae. Gene Ontology annotation, molecular function: RNA polymerase II cis-regulatory region sequence-specific DNA binding; DNA-binding transcription factor activity. Gene Ontology annotation, biological process: regulation of transcription by RNA polymerase II. Bases 79 to 1098 code for a protein of 339 amino acids. The record is from RefSeq and is a predicted model, not a curated record. The transcript is spliced from 2 exons.